CACACACAUUCCACACCAAAGGUCUACUCUACAAUCCUCCCUAUAAGUUACCCCUAAAACUUCCAUAGCUAGACAACCCACACUUCUCUUUCUUCUUCUUCGUUUAUUCCCCUUUCUCUCUAUUUACCACCAAGCCUAAGGCAAUGGAAUAUGGCAGGCUCGGAAAAGCCGAGCCUGGUGGCUCCUCAUCCCGGGACCUGCCUACUGACCCCAAACCAACACCCAAAAAGUCCAAAAUCAAGCUUCUGCUCAUCCUAGCCGCCACACUCAUUGUGGCGUCCGCCGUCUCCGCCGCGCUCGUGGUGGUCAUCAGAAACAGAGCGAAUUCCGGCCCCGGCGCACGGCUACACAAUCGACGGCCGUCUCAAGCCAUGUCCCGAGCAUGUAGCCGUACUUUGUAUCCUUCUCUCUGCCUCAACUCGCUCCUCGACUUCCCCGGCGCGAUCACCGCCUCCGACGGAGAACUCGUCCACAUUUCCGUUAAUAUGACUCUCCAAAAAGUCGGCCGCGCUCUGUUUUCCGCGUCUGAGAUCCGCAAUCUCGAUAUGGAUCCUCGCGUCAGGUCGGCGUACAUGGACUGCCUAGAGCUCCUCGACGACUCCGUGGACCUCCUCUCUCGCUCCCUCACCUCCGUCGUGCCCGGAGGCGCACCCGCCGGGUCCACUCAGGACGUCUUAACUUGGCUCAGCGCCUCUUUAACUAACCAGGACACCUGCAACGAAGGCUUCGAUGAACUGAACGGCUUCGUGAAGAGUCAAAUGUCCGAUAGGCUAAAGGAUUUAUCCGAGCUCGUGAGCAAUUGUCUCGCGAUAUACGCCGCCGCCGGAGGCGACCGGGAUUUCUCCGGUAUACCGAUACAGAAUCGCCGCCGGCGAUUACUGAGCCACAAAAAAGAGCACGAGCCGUUCCCGUUGCCAAUAUGGUUAUCCCGGAGAGAACGAGUACUGCUAGACAUGCCGGUGUCGGCGAUUAAUGCCGAUAUAAUCGUCUCGAAAGACGGCAACGGAUCGUACAAAACAAUAGCAGAGGCGAUCAAGAAGGCGCCCGAGCACAGUAAUCGGCGAUUCAUCAUCUACGUGAGGGCAGGAAGAUACGAAGAGGAUAACUUGAAGGUGGGAAGGAAGAAGACAAACAUAAUGUUCAUCGGAGAUGGCAAGGGCAAGACAGUCAUUUCAGGAGGAAAAAGCGUGCAGGAUAAAUUGACAACAUUCCACACCGCGUCCUUUGCCGCAACCGGCGCCGGUUUCAUUGCUAGGGACAUAACCUUUGAGAACUGGGCCGGUCCCAGCAAGCAUCAAGCUGUCGCCCUCCGAGUCGGUGCGGACCACGCUGUGGUCUACAGAUGCAACGUGAUCGGGUACCAAGACACACUAUACACACACUCGCAACGACAAUUUUAUCGCGAGUGUGACAUCUAUGGCACGGUGGACUUCAUCUUUGGCAACGCGGCCGUUGUGUUCCAAAACUGCACGCUACACGCCCGAAAGCCCAUGCAACUUCAAAAGAACACGAUCACGGCCCAGAACCGCAAGGACCCUAAUCAGAACACAGGCAUUUCGAUCCACGCCUGUAGGAUUGUGGCCGAACCUGACCUGGAGGCAGCCAAAGGCGCCUACCCGACGUAUUUAGGGCGGCCGUGGAAGAUGUACUCGCGCACCGUAUACAUGCUCUCGUACUUGGGUGAUCACAUUCAUCCUAGGGGGUGGCUAGAGUGGAACUCAACGUUUGCCCUAGACACGUUAUACUAUGGGGAGUACAUGAACUAUGGACCGGGUGCUGCGUUAGGGCAACGCGUGAAAUGGCCUGGAUAUCGUGUGAUCACAUCCACGAUCGAGGCCAGCAAGUUUACAGUGGCACAAUUUAUCUAUGGGUCGUCGUGGUUGCCCUCCACUGGGGUGGCAUUCUUGGCUGGGCUAUCAAAUUGAAUCACACACAUAACUAAUUCUAUUUUAAGUAAACUGGGCUUGGUCUAUACAUGGCUAUGGUCCUAUUGAUAUAGUAUAGUAAUUUUUUAGGUUUUUUCUCUAAUUUCAUAUGGUCAAAAAUUAAUAUUUUCUUAAACCGGAUUCGAGUUUGAAGCCACUCGAAUUCAUUAAUAUUUGUGUUUUUAUUACAAAUGAGAGUUUUCAUUGUCUGUCUUCUUAAUUCGAUAAUGUUGGAUGGAUGGAGAGUCUUGCAUCCGAUCCACUGAAAGUUUUACAAAUUGACUCAUAAGAUUGAGUAAUGGACUAAGAUUUGUUACCAAAAUAGUGAUUUUGAAGUGUUGUGAAUCAAAAUGAUGCAGUAAAGUUGAAUGAAAAUAAUGUGGAAUUGGGCAA
Molecule: messenger RNA, 2318 nt
Organism: Sesamum indicum (sesame)
Lineage: Eukaryota; Viridiplantae; Streptophyta; Magnoliopsida; Lamiales; Pedaliaceae
Product: putative pectinesterase/pectinesterase inhibitor 61
Biological process (GO): cell wall modification
Molecular function (GO): pectinesterase activity; enzyme inhibitor activity
Source: RefSeq, a predicted model, not a curated record